Hylaeus volcanicus is the source of this 4683-nucleotide messenger RNA. RefSeq lists its product as uncharacterized. The transcript is spliced from 4 exons. The record is from RefSeq and is a predicted model, not a curated record. Lineage: Eukaryota; Metazoa; Arthropoda; Insecta; Hymenoptera; Colletidae. Bases 235 to 888 code for a protein of 217 amino acids.
AGCACCGAGGAGUGAGGGAUCGCGACUUCGGCGAACGUCGACCAGAGGGCGGUGGAUUCCCAACAACAUGGCCGUCUAACACAGACACCCCGUGCAAGUCUCCACGAAGGUGACCAGCCGAAUUUCGAGGAAGCAUUCAAGUUCCAACUACGAGACUGACGGACGCCCGAUCCUCACGAGCGAGACAAAGAGAAGCCGAUCAAACUGGCGCCGUUCAAGUUCCCGUUCUCGAAGAUGUCGAAGUCGCGCAGCAGGGACGAGAAGGACAGAGAGAAAGACAAAGAGACCGCGGAGCAAACCGCGGAUGGCGAAACGAGGGACACCAUCGAGGAAAAUGAGGAGGGAGACGGAAAGGAGGCCACGAAGGACGGGAACAUUGGAAGAAACGUGAACGACGACGUGGAGGACAACGCGAGGGGGCCGUAUGUUCAACUACCGGUGAACCAAUCGCAAUUGACCACCGAGCCAGGAUCCAAUUUAAGGUCACCAGUGUUUGCUUCCAACAGCUUGAUGGUGAGGAGCAGCGAGCCAUCCAUUCGAAGCUCUCCUCCUCCAUCGUAUCAACACGUUAUCGAACAGAGACGUUUGGAGCACGUGGCCGAGGCGCAGGAGAAUCAGAACGCGAGUCAAGCGUCCGGACAGGACGACAGGAGAAGAGCACCGAAGAUACUUCAUAAAUCGAGCAAGCAAUUUUACAGAGCGAUGGCCAAACAGUGGGGCAUCACUUGCAAAAUGAGCGAUCACUGCAGAUGCUUGGAUUGUCAGAGCCGCUAUUUCGACUGCGAGUACGAGACGAACGAGAACCAGAAAACUGACGGCGGUCUUGGCGCCGGGACGCCGAUGUUCAUAUCCGAGGUGAUACACGGUUCCGCCUGCGUGCUUCUAUAAAACACCGGAAAUAAGCACGCGACAACAACAGGAUGGUCUUUGCGACUCGCAGAUGCUUUCGCAAGGAUGAGACGUUCACGUGAUCACGCACAAAUCCAGCUGACUGUUUCCCGAUGGACCAGAAUGAACACGAUGACCUCUUAACCGCGGUCCUGAUGCUUUGCAACGGAACGAACGGCCAGCUGAUUCUUCCCGAAUCGUCGCAGAAUGCUUAGAGCUAAUUUCGUAUAUUCGGAGCAUACGCAAAAUAUUUGUCGUGAAUUUUGCAUUUGGGGACGGUUUGGUCGAUGUCUGAAGUCCAGACGAGCUCGUGACUUUUUUGGUAGUAAAAGAAAGAAUCUCCUGUUUUUAUUACGAAAGAAAUCAUUGAUUAAUUCGAAUAAUCGCUUAACAAUUAUUUAGACCAAAAUUGGUUUGCAGCCCCCAAAUUUAAAUUCACGAAGAAUCUGGGACUAAGAGAAUUGUACGAAUACCAAGAUCAACGCACACGAAGGUGAGUCUCCGUUCGAAUGACCCCAACAGCCGCUAAUAUUGAAACGACCGUCGAUGAAAUUUGUAUAAUGACGUUCGAUGGCCACCGUCUCGAUGUAACAAUCAAUUACCAAGUAUUUUCGAUAACGACAAGCAUCGAGCCAACAAGCAAAUAUAUAGAAGCUUCCGUAGAAGGGAUUGAAGUCACAGAACGGUUUUAACCUGUCAGUUGCAUUUUAUUAGUCGUAUUCUCAACCUCGUGAUAGAUUUGUGCAAUCCGAGCAUCGUUGGCGCUGAGAUCGCGCAAAAUUUGUUGCUCCUUCGAACCAAAUAUCGAGAGUCUAUUAUCAGUUGAGUGUUAACAGAACCAUGUUGUCCAUAGACGAAAUAAUUUCCCCAGACAUUGAUUAACAAAGUUGAAUGUUCCAUUGAUACUACUUUUUUCGUAAUGGUUUCUGAUGCCAAAGAAUGCAAUUUUCAAUCGGUGCGAAGUUUCUUCUCGUAUCUGGGGAAAUUACGAAAACUAAAGAGUAGCAUAAGUGUUAGAGGUGUUGUAACACAGUGUAUAAAUAAUCGGCAUAAUCAUCUCGAAAUCUCGAUACUCUUGUAAAUGACUACUUUUUAAUCUGUUGGGUCGACUUCUCUCGAAGCUUCUACCCCGAGGAAUUACGUAGCAUAUUUAUUGUCUGAAGAAGAAUACUAUAAUUAUUUGAUAAACAUUCACAUUUUCUUUUUCUCACAUUAAAUGACACUUUGUAAGGAACACUCCCACUGCUGUCAUUUUUAUACCGUUCAAACGUAACACUUUAUCGUUACUGUCGCACUAAGAAAUAUACGAUUUGUCUACGAUUCUUCAACAACGAUAAACAGGCCUACUGUAAGACAACUUUGCUAUAUCUAGACUGCAUUCCUAAGCAACGAUAUAUUUUAACGUUUGUAACAUACGCAAAUUUACGAAUCAAAUUUAACCGUAAAUAGUUACACUUUAAAAGACAACUACAUCUUUUUUUAACUAUCUGUCACACGCUAGACUCACAAAUGGAACACUGAAAGAAGAUAAUAUAUGGAUCAUAAUAUUAACGACACUAUUACUUUAUACUUAUAUUACUACUUACACUUUCACUGUCACUGUUAUUAAGAGAGAAAUAUUCUACGCAAGAAUAACAUCGGUUUCUUCCGGUAUCAUUUUGUAUUUCCACCUUCUGUACCGGAUAGAACAAGCAGAGUAAUUUAGAAAGUACACGUGGAGGAUUGAUUACGUGAUCUGAUUCCUCGAGGUGGAAAUUAAAGGCAUUCGAUCGAGCGACCCCUUUGAUUUCUUCGUGCGACAGAAGCACGUAGAUAGAUGUGUAAUUAACGAUUGUAAACUACUGAUUCCCGGCGUAACGUGUCCGAGGAAAUCGAAACUCGAAACACAUGAAAGUAUUAUAGAUCGUGCGUCGAUUACGCGUAUUCGAUGGACUCGCGUCUGGCAAUACGCGAUCAUUCGGUUUGCAAUUUAUUUUCCUGUAAAACAAUUACUUUCAUUCUCUCAAUUAACCGUUUUAAACGAUGAUCGAACCAUAGUUUGCUUGACUAAAUAUAUUCAACAUCGUUACAGUCUUCGCAAACUGUCGAGACUAUAACUGUAUUGAAUAUAAUUAAUUACUUUCCUUCAAAUUCUUUCUAAUACUCGAUUUAUUUACGCUUCGACGAAUAGACGGUAGUCGAAAUACCGUAAAUACUAAUUAGUACUUUAUUCGUAUAGCUUUGGUAUUCCACAGUUACUUCAUUUUGAGUGUCGUGGUUUAUCAAUCGAGUGUAAAGCCUUUUCGUUUGCAAUAUUGCUAGAAGAAUAAUUUGAGUAAACUCAUUUAUCGUAGCGAGCUGAUUUAUUAUUUAAAACUGUUACACUGACGUAGCUGACCCUACAGAUUUAUUACUCCGGUGUGAUUUAUUAGCGCGAUUUCUCACGAUGACAUACUCGAAGAAAGUACUAUACUCCUAACGCUAAUGCAACACAACGAGUGUUAUAUAUCUACGAAGAACUUUCUGCUUCGACGACGCGUUUCCCUAAAACAUAACCGCGCUCGAAGUGAACCGCGAUCGAGACCACUUCGCACUUCAAGGUUUCCAUGGUUUGCGAUCGUUGCAACGUCGAAUAAUUCAGAACCGAGACGCUAGAUAAAGGUGAGGGUGAGAGGAGAGUAAAAUAUGGUCUAGUCGAAAAAAAAAACGUGCGAUCCGAUCGUUCGUAACGGACGUCGAUCGACUAAAAGCGAAACAUAAUACAGUACCUGCCUAUUCUUGUCUUUUCAAGAUACUGUUCUUUUGUACCUCGCGCCGAAAAAAAGAAGAAAAAAAAAACACGAACAAUAUAUUUCACGUGCGCAUAAAAUAGCCAACCCCUGUCAACGGCCCCUCGACGCUCCAUACCGUUGCCAAAUAUCAGUUUUUUUUUUAUCGAUGGCCAUCCUUUUGUACGAUACGAGAUCCUUUUUCCUACUGGCGCGAAGAGCUAUUGGCGUGGCUCGAGGAGUUUCGUUUCGCGUGAUUUCUUUUCUUUUCAUAUUUUCCAAGAUACUCCAAGAAACUCCAACAUAAAUCGGACCUGAUAUUUUCGAUUAACGAUCAUUUAAUAAUCGAUCAAGAAUAGUUGUAACGAUACAAAAUUCUCACAGCGAAACGAAAGCCAUCCUCAACGACGCGAAUGCCUAAUCGCCGAUCGUAUAACAUAAUUUUACUAACGCCACCAGUCAUUUUUACUUUUACACCCGGUACACGGUGCACGCGUUCCAUUUACAAUUAAUCAAGUCCUUGGAUGCUUGCGUAUGUGUGUGCGUGAAAAAGACGAAUUAGAAACUAAGGAAGGAGUACAGAGAGAAAGCGAGUGUGUGAGAGAGAGAGUGAGGCAGGGAGGAAGAGUAAUUCUGUCACUUUGAAAGAGAAAAAUGGGUAUGCGUGUAGCUAGAGGAAGACACACCAGAAAAUGCGUGAAUAGUAUUUUUUUGGGCCACGGAUUUUUUUAUUAAUAUCGUCGUCGGACUGCUGGGUGAUGGGAAGCGAACAAAAUUAUGAUCGUCAUCGUCGUUGCCGAUGUAUAACCUACGCGAUACACUUGAUAUAAUAAUUAUUGUAACGAUUAUAAAAAUUAUUGGAAUAUUAAUACCGUACAGUGCAUGUCGACGUGAUGAUUGUAUUCGAUUAACGAUUUCGGUGUGUGCUAAUUAUUACUGUAAAACGUGCGAUUAUGAAACUGGAUGCAAUUAGAAGAUGAACAUACAGGUUACGAAAAGAAUCGGAUACUGUUCGAAAAACGAAGCUAGCCUCUUUAAUCUGACGAUG